Messenger RNA from Zootermopsis nevadensis, 609 nucleotides. Its product is annotated as putative transposon-derived protein F52C9.6. Lineage: Eukaryota; Metazoa; Arthropoda; Insecta; Blattodea; Termopsidae. The record is from RefSeq and is a predicted model, not a curated record.
AUGCAAACGAAGCUCGAAGACUUGACAGAGAAGGUGAAGAAUGUAGGACUCGUAAUCAACUCGAAGAAGACAAUGGCCCUAAGGAUUAACACCACCAACACGGACCCAUUCACCCUCAGCGGCGAGGCUAUCGAGGAUGUGGAUAGCUUUACUUACCUGGGCAGUGUGGUUGCUAAAAAUGGAGGAGCUGCACAGGACGUCUCGCAACGCAUUCGAAAAGCGAACGGCGCCUUUGUGCGGUUUUAUCUGUUAUGGAAGAGCAACAGAAUAUCCACCAGGACCAAACUCUGCAUCUUUUGUAGUAAUGUCAAGUCAGUGCUGUUAUAUGGAUCUGAGACAUGGAAAGUAACAAAAACGAUCACCUCCAAGCUGCAGGCAUUCGUCAACCGCUGUUUGCGAAGAAUCCUAAACAUCCAUUGGCCAGAAGUGAUUCCAACCAAGAACUCUGGCCAAGGACAGGAAUCUGAGGUAUCCAUGCAGAUCAAGUGGCAGAAAUGGAAGUGGAUCGGGCAUACACUGAGGAAGGGGAAUGAAGCCAUUGAGAGAGAGGUCUUGGACUGGAAUCUGCAGGGGAGAAGGAAGAGAGGGAGACCCAGACAGACGUGGUGA